Myzus persicae (green peach aphid) is the source of this 2577-nucleotide messenger RNA. RefSeq names its product tyrosine-protein kinase receptor torso-like. Gene Ontology annotation, molecular function: ATP binding; transmembrane receptor protein tyrosine kinase activity; protein binding. NCBI's taxonomy places the organism in Eukaryota, Metazoa, Arthropoda, Insecta, Hemiptera, Aphididae. Gene Ontology annotation, cellular component: signaling receptor complex. The coding region runs from base 122 to 2488 and encodes 788 amino acids. The record is from RefSeq and is a predicted model, not a curated record. Gene Ontology annotation, biological process: cell surface receptor protein tyrosine kinase signaling pathway; positive regulation of kinase activity; multicellular organism development. The transcript is spliced from 8 exons.
CAUAUUGUCGUAUUUCAUUAUUGUAUACACAACAUAGGUAUUUGAAUAUCGCCUGAUUUACAUAAUAUGAGAGAUCGGUAGCGCAGUUUAGGAUUUUUAAUGUCAGAUUUUUCCAUUCGGUAUGUAUGCUUUGAUGUGUCUAUACUUCUAUUGCGCAGCCCUACCUGCGGCUGCUGCAAUCCAAAAUUUUUGGAAUGAAGAUGAAUUUUGUCAGAAUUUAAACGCUAAAUAUGCUGUUAACAGCCGUGCAAUUAAAAUUGCAAAUAUCACAUGCAAAAAUACACAGCUGAAAGAUGAAGAAAAUAUGUUAGAUAAUGUGCGGAUUUUGUGUCGUGAACUUGAUUCAUUAACAUAUGUUUGGACUACGAAGAAUAACAUUGACGGUGUUAAAAUAGUUGUGGAAUUAAUAUCUCACAAUACAAUGGACAUGCAUUUGAUAUUAGAGACGGUUGUGUCAAACAUUCGAUUCAACAAUCUAAAGCCGAACACCGAGUAUGCUGCUAAAUUCCGGAUGUUGGUCAACGGCACUACGUAUCACACAGCGGAUACGCAAGUCCACAAGACGUUGGACGCCGGACAAAAUAAAGGCUUGGUGCACUCGGUCAACAUUUCAGAUUUUACCGCGACAAAUGAUUCUAAACUUAACACGACACUCGCCUGGUCACCGUCGAAUGACAUGAAUUGUCACUAUAAAAUCAUUUACCACGUGAACAGUGCAUCCGAAGGCUUGAAAACUCGUUACGUGGACGUCAGAGAGUCGUACGCUGUCACAUUAAAUGAUUUGAUUCCGGAAAACAAGUACACGGUCCUAAUACAAGCGUACUAUAAAUUCAAAAAUAAGUCGUCAACCAUCAUCUCAGGCGAUAAGGUGGAAUUCAAGUUCUCAACGCCGUUAUGUUUGGAAAUCAAAAAUUUCAACUUGAACUCGUGUCCUCCAGGGCAGCCAUACGGCGUAAAACUGUCCGAGACGCCGUCAGCGAGAGGUAAUCUUAAGGACAGAUACGACGCCCAGGUACGCUGGAAGAGUCCGAACACGGAUGGCCGGGGCGUAGACUACUUCACGGUCAGGUUGGACAACGAAGUGAAGAACGUGUCAGGCAAGGACUACAUCAUUUCGGCAGUAAAUUCGUCGCAGAACACGGACGAGGCGAAGAACGCGUCGGGUGUCACUGAGUAUGUGGCGUUGUUCGACAACGUGCCGCUUGGCGACCGGUGCUUGGUAAGCGUGCAGGCUUUUUCGCGCAUCGGCCACGGCCGCGAGUUCAUGACGUGGCUACAGCGCAUCAGCAACGAAACCGCAGCCACAGAGCAACACCGAUUAUACUAUUAUCCGCCGUGGACGACGGUCACACUACUCGGUUUGUUGGCGUUCUGCGUGGUGUUGGCCGUCCGACAACGCUUGCACCGGGGCGCAGCGGACGGUUCGGAUUGCGGUAGCAAGGUGUCUGCGGAUGGUUACGACAUGGCUAUGCUCAAGGGACUGGACGACGUGGACGUGUUGCUGGACGAUGACGCGGUCACCGUGUCCGACGUGUUCUUGGGACACGGCCACUUCGGCGUGGUCAGGAAGGGCACUCUAAAGACGGCCGACGGCCGCGUGUGUUCGGUGGCCGUCAAGUCACUCCGGGACCGACCAAGCAGCCGAGACCUGGACGAGUUCUUGCGUGAGAUACUGCUUAUGCAGAAGGUCGGUAAGCACCCGAACAUCGUGUCCAUGAUCGGAUGUUGCCUGGACGCCAACCGGCGAUGCAUGCUAGUCGUCGAGUACUGUCAGUUGGGUGACUUGCAGACUUACCUGAGAAAGGUCAGCAUCAAAUCGUGGUACGCCAACGACUUUUACGUGGGUCGGACAGAUCAGGCAAAUCUCACUGCUGCGGCGAACAGCAAGGGAGUCGAAUCGCUGCAGGAAGCGACGGGUCAGCCACCGAUGGUCUUCAACAACUGUUACCUAUACCACGGCGAUGAAAACGUAUUCCUCACGGUGGACGACUUGUUGCGUUUUGCCAGCCAAGCGGCUAACGGCAUGCUGUUUUUGGAAAGUAACCGAGUGGUACACAGGGACUUGGCCGCACGGAACGUAUUGCUCAGCGACCACCGCACGAUAAAGAUAUGCGAUUUCGGCCUUAGCCGGGACGUGUAUGAACAGAACCUCUACCAGAAGUCGAACCGCGGCGAUGCUCUGCCAGUAAAAUGGAUGGCGCUGGAGUCGCUCAAGUACCAGCUCUACACUACUCAGAGUGAUGUGUGGUCGUUUGGAGUGCUUCUCUGGGAAAUCAUGAUGUUGGGCGGGUGUCCUUAUCCGACGAUAAGUUCAUCCAGGAUAUAUGAAGUAUUACGCAGAGGUUACCGUAUGCCCAGGCCCACUUUGUGCUGUUACAGUUUAUACGAAGUCAUGCUUGCGUGCUGGCAUUCAAACCCGGCCAACCGGCCAAAGUUUCGUACAAUCAAAGACACAAUUGACGGUAUAAUGGAAAAUCAAUACUCAUAAUCAUAUUUUUUUUUACCAAAUUUUAAUUUUUUUUUUUAUUAUUAUAUUAUAAUAUAAUAUAUGGUUUUUUUUUAAAAAUAUAACAUAUA